GAGCCACUCCUAAAGGUGUUCUUAGAGUCAUGGGUGUACCAGGGUUAACUAUAUAUCAUGUGAAGAGUCACUUACAGAAAUAUCGUCUAGCGAAGUAUAUUCCCGAUUCUUCAUCUGAUGGCUUGAAGGAUGAAAGUAAAGAACCUGGCGAUUUACUCUCUGGCUUGGAUAGCUCUUCUGGAGUUCAAAUAACUGAAGCUCUAAAACUGCAGAUGGAGGUCCAAAAGCGGCUACACGAGCAACUAGAGGUACAAAGGCAGUUGCAGCUAAGGAUAGAAGCCCAGGGAAAGUAUCUGAAGAAAAUCAUGGAGGAACAGCAGCGGCUUAACGGAGUAUUGGCUGAGACACCAGGAGUGAACCUCCCCCCUCCACCAUCUUCCGCCGACUUCUGCCUAGAUUCCAACCCUUCGACCCCCGCACCAAUUUGCGAGUCACUUCAUAAGGACAAGAUUCCUAAUGGCAAGCACGGAAAUGCCGACCGACUCAUCAAGAGCACCUCAUUAGAUGAUUCCUCCCGCCAGGAACCGUUGACUCCAGACUCCAGCUUCCAUGUUGAUGGCUCGACCUCUGAGAGCGUGAAACAUGAGAGGCCGAACAAGAGGCUACGAUGCAAUGGUGGUGGAAUGCACGGAGCAGGAAAUGUGGAUUUGGUGUUAGGGAACCAUAUACUGGAAUCAAGCUCGGGUUCCGAAUUCCAGCAACAGUGCUCCAUGUUCAAUGCUGGAAGUCAUUUCGAUUCUUCAGGCGGUUCUUUCGGCGACGAUGACCAGUUUGGAAAUGGUUCUGGGAGUGAUGUUUGAUGAAGAAGGAGAGUUCUAAAGCCUGUAGUUUAUUUAUUUUUUCUGUAAUUUCUUGGAGUUGUCUGAUAGUGGUGGAAUCAAAUUACUGCAGAGAGCUGCAUUUUAUGUAAUUGGAAUUUUAGAAUCAAGAAAACUGAUGAGAAGAAUUGUUGCAGAGCGCUUUGCAUCAAGCAUGGAAAGAAUUGUUCCUUGAAUGAUCUGUAAUAGUUUCUAUUUUUUCCUCUCAGCCAUACUGACUCUCUUGUAGCUGAAUGCUCUGGGAUAUAUGGUAAUGCUGCUAUUGUAAUCUGUUGGGAUUUCAUGCUUUUUCUUUUUUUCACUAGGAAUAUAACAAAUCACUGGCAACAGUGAUGCAGAACAAUCUUUGGUUGUAGGUUAUUUUCAUGCAGAUUAUUAUCAUGUUUCAA
Messenger RNA from Phalaenopsis equestris, 1207 nucleotides. RefSeq names its product myb family transcription factor PHL7-like. Lineage: Eukaryota; Viridiplantae; Streptophyta; Magnoliopsida; Asparagales; Orchidaceae. The record is from RefSeq and is a predicted model, not a curated record. Gene Ontology annotation, molecular function: DNA-binding transcription factor activity; DNA binding.